Mya arenaria is the source of this 5556-nucleotide messenger RNA. RefSeq lists its product as uncharacterized. The transcript has 8 exons. The record is from RefSeq and is a predicted model, not a curated record. NCBI's taxonomy places the organism in Eukaryota, Metazoa, Mollusca, Bivalvia, Myida, Myidae. The coding region runs from base 136 to 2472 and encodes 778 amino acids.
GUAAACUGGUGAGAGGGACGUUUGACAUGCGGUAGGCUUGCUUCGAAGCAGUAAACUUUACAACAGUGGUUGUGUUUUUUAUUUUGCAAAUGUGUUAAUAAAGCCAUGAGAGCCAUGAAAUACUGAGUUGCUGGGAUGUGGGUGCUUCGUUGUUUGUUUGUCCUGUUGGUCAGGAUAACAGCUGUUAGCUCCAAUAUAUGCCCCCCUUCUACAGCCACAGGCGAAGUUGAUUUUACAAAAUCAUUGAAUGUUGAUGACUAUAUAUCCUAUGGCCACUCCAUCCCAUUACUAUGCUGUGCCAAAGGCUUUGAUCACAUUGACUGGUACAGGAAAUUAGCGAACGAAACAUUUGUGUCCUACCCUCCUAGCUCACCAAGAACGGACGCUCCAGUGCUUGAAGAAAAUAACCAAGUGUUGCGGAUAAUCCAUGCAGAUUUAAGCGACAAUACAACAUUUAGAUGUGACCUGGUCAAGAAUGGCUCUGUUAUCAAAAACCAUACAAACAGACUUCAUGUUUCUACAUGUGACCCAACUCCUCAUGGUCCAUUUUUGGUUGAACCCAUGCCAGGCAACCAGACAAUAUACCAGUAUGGGGGGAAUGUGAUAUUCCACUGCACAGGGAACUUUGGCUGUCAUGUGCCAGAUGCACGCGUGGCAUUUUGGAUGGUGAACGGAACGAUUCAUCCUGUAAACGCUAGCAAUAGAUAUGUAGUGACUCAGACUCAAAGUUCAGACUUGUCCAUUCUGGGUGCUACGCUCACCAUCAACAAGGUUGAGCCAAAGGAUGUUUACAACACUUUCGUAUGCCUUGUGUAUAACGAUCAGUCUGUCAUAGGCAUGUCUGAAAGAUUCGUCCACAUUAUAAAGAAAGAUGUUCUAAAUAACACCAAAGUUAUAAUUAUUGCGACAUGCAGUGUGGGAGGAUUCAUUCUUCUGGUUAUCGUCAUUCUUCUAGUGUGCUGGUGUUACUCGCCUCAAAUACAGCGCUUCUGCUACAUGCGAUUACCAUGCUGGAAAAUUGUCACAAUUGAUGAGGAUAAGUAUAAGUACAAUGUGUUUGUGUAUCAUGCUGAAGAAGACCGUGAAAUUGCUGAGAACAUCAAAGCAAACCUAAUAGAGCGUGGAUACAAGGUUUCCAUGUCUGCAGAUAUCAUGCCUGGGAGAGGUGAAUUGCCAGCUUAUAAUACAGAAUUUGAUUGGAGCGGCGCCGUUUAUUUCCUGUACUCGAAAAACCUUCUUUCUGACCAAUGGGCUAUCAGUUGCAUGACCCAUCUUAUUUCUGAGAAGAAACCUGUUUGGUUCCUUGAAAUUGAUGAGCUGAAGCCCAAAGAUGCAUUGAAUUGGGCAAAGGAAGGCAAAAAGGAAUGUGAGCAACCACGAGCAAAUGAAAAUGUGGACAGCGAUAUUGAAAUUAGUGUGGCCGAUAUGGAUGGAACUGAUGAUGGGAGUGUAGUUAAUAAUAAUGGAAGGGGUGAUGCUGCUGAUGUUGCUGAUGAUGAUUCAAGCCUGAGAAAUCAAGACGAAGAUUUAAAGUUUUGGGAAAAGAUGCCAAAGAUCAAAGUGCCAAAGAAAAAUAGCUCAAACAGGAAGAUGAACAAUUUCUGGUGUUCAUUGGAAAAUAAACUUCCAAAAUUUAAAUCGCAAAAAUCAAAAUCGCGAAAGUUAGCUGCAGAAAUUUCAAAACCAGAUAAAAACAGGGGGUCCUCAAGCACCAGACCUUUGCUUGAAAGCGAUCAUAAUUUUAUGUUGGAAGCGGAAGGGCCGGGGGCAGAACUAAGUGAAACUCCAUUGCGGAAUGAAGUAUUUCUAUUCCCUGAGACCGAUCUUCAAAGUCAUGACACAGGUUUUGUCCAUCCUAUACCAAAUAAUGAUUAUAACAUGGAUGCUCCAAGACAUCAUGUUGCAGGUGGUAGUGAUGAAAACAUUGUGAAUGCUGAUGUUCAUGGGACAUUUAAUGAUGAUCAUGAUGAUGAUGAAACUUGUGUAUUGGAAAAAGAAGAAGUGGGUAUUUCCAAUCCGUCAGAAAACAUUCCUACAUUGCAUUUAUACACUGAAGUAAUUCAGAACAAUAAUCAUACUGGAUCCAACUUUGCCAUGGAACAUAAAGAAGAACCUGCAAGGUUUCCGAUAGUUACUAACCCGAAAGAAAUUGACCUAAUUGGAUCACACCGUAGGCACAGUAUUAAGCGUGAACAGUCCGAAAGUGGGUUUGAAAAUAGUGAUAACAGUGGCUCAGAAAGAGCCACAUCCGAUUUUAUGUCACCAGCUUCCCAGUCAUCUGGAUUCAGUUCCGGAGAGUAUUCAUCACCCACUUCUAGCAGUGACGGGCGGAACAGCCUUCCAUACAAUGAUUCAGGGUUUAGAUUUAAGGGUAUGAAUGAUCAAAUAGAUGGAAAAUCAGACUUGAGAGCCAGCCAUGAGAACCAAAUUAGCAAUGCUCAUUCAAAGGGCUUUAUGAAUUCAAAUGCUUGAAAAAUACAAUCUAUGAUUCGUCACCCACUUCUUGUAGUUAUGGGUUAAACAGCCUUCCAUACAAUGAAUCAGGGUUUAGAUUUAAGGGUAUGAAUGAUCAAAUAGAUGGAAAAUUAGACUUGAGAGCCAGCCAUGAGAACCAAAUUAGCAAUGCUCAUUCAAAUGGCUUUAUGAAUUCAAAUGUUUGAAAAUACACAAUCCUGCUUUGUUAAUAUUUUACUUUUAUAUGUAUGAAAUAAGUGAAUAUGAACAGGUUUUUAAGAUGAAAAAGCUUAAUCAUGUUUAUUCACUGGUACAUUUAUUCAUAUUAAUGUCAGUGGAAGUGUUUUUCUACACUUUUUGCUAUUUUUGUUUAAGUCUUCUUUUUACUAUUUGCUUUUGUCAUAUUAUAUUAAAAGUGCUUUUUAACUCUUAAUAACCAAAUAUUCUGUUUAUACACAAUUAUGUAGUUAUAUCUGCAAGUUCUCAUCAUGAAAAUCAUUAGCUUCCAAGGGCAAAGUCAGAAAAUAGUGAUUACAGCAGUCAGUGGCUGAGAAAGAGCCGCAUCAGAUUUUAUGUCAUCAAUUUCCCAGUCAUCUGGAUUCAGUUCCGGAGAGUAUUCAUCACCCACUUCUAGCAGUGAUGGGCAGAACAGCCUUCCAUGCAAUGAAUCAGGGUUUAGAUUAAAGGGUAUGAAUGAUCAAUUAUAUGUGGAAAAAAGACUUGAGAGACAGCCAUGAGAACCAAAUUAGCAAUGCUCAAUCGAAUGGCAUUGUGAAUCCUGCUUUGUCAAUAUUUUACUUUUACAUGUAUGAAAUAAGUGCAUAUGAACAGGUUUUAAAGAUGAAAAAGCUUAACCAUGUUAAUUCACUGGUACAUUUAUUCAUAUUAUGUCGGUGGGAGUUUUUUUCUAAACUUUUUGCUAUUCAUUUUUUAAUUCUACUUUUUACUAUUUGCUUUUAUCAUAUUAUAUUGAAAGUGCUAUUUAACUCUUAAUAACCAAAUAUCCUUGUUUAUACAUCUGUAGUUAUAUCUGCAAGUUCUCAUCAUAAACAUCAUUAGCUUCCAAGGGCAAAGUCAGAAAAUAGGGAUUACAGCCUUCAAUAGCUCAUAAAGAGCAACAUUAGAUUCUAUGUCACCAGCUUUCCAGUCAUCUGGAUUCAGUUCAGGAGAGUAUUCGUCACACUCUAACAGUGAUGGGUUAAACAGCCUUCCAUACAAUGAAUCGGGGUUUAGAUUUAAGGGAAUGAAUGAAGCCAUGCGAACCAAAUAAGCAAUGCUCAUUUAAAUGGCUUUAUGAAUUCAAAUGUUUGAAAAUACACAAUCCUGCUUUGUUAAUAUUUUACUUUUAUAUGUAUGAAAUAAGUGCAUAUGAACAGGUUUUAAAGAUGAAAAAGCUUAAUCAUGUUAAUUCACUGGUACAUUUUUUCAUAUGUCGGUGGAAGUUUUUUAUCUACACAUUUUGCUAUUCAUUUUUUUAAUUCUACUUUUUACUGUUUGCUUUUGUCAUCUAUUUAGCUCUUAAUAACCAAAUAUCCUUGUUUAUACAUAUGUGGUUAUAUGUUCUCAUCAUAAAAAUCAUGAGCUUUUAAAGGCAAAGUCAGAAAAUAGUGAUAACAGUGGCUCAGAAAGAGCAACAUCAGAUUCUAUGUCACCAGUUUCCCAGUCAUCUGGAUUCAGUUCCGGAGAGUAUUCGUCACCCACUUCUAGCAGUGACGGGCAGAACAGCCUUCCAUACAACGAAUCAGGGUUUAGAUUUAAGGGUAUAAAUGAUCAAAUAUAUGGGUGAAAAAGACUUGAGAGCCAGCCAUGAGAACCGAAUAAGCAAUGCUCAAACAAAUGACAUUGUGAAUUCAAAUGCUUGAAAAAAUAAAUCUUGUUUUGUCAAUAUUUUACUUGUAUAUGUAUAAAAAAGUGCAUUUUUACAGGUUUUAAAGAUUUAUUUGAUUUAAUUAUGUUUAUUGAUAGCCAUAAAUGUGUGAAAGUAUUUUUCUACAGUUUAUGCCUUUCAAAAAAGGAGGCAUAUAUUAAUCAGACGGUCUGUCUGUCAGUCUGUCCUUCCUUCUGUCCGUCCCUGUAGUUUUCUAUCAAUAAAUGAAAAACGUUUAGGUCCAAAGAUCUCAAACUUGGUUGUCAGGUUGGAAAUUAACAGCAGAUGAACACUAUUUAAAGGUAAGCGCAUGGGUCGAUGGUCAAGUUUGUGAUGACCUUCAGCUGAACAUCUGUUUCCGAUCAAUAACUGAAGAACACUCGGCCCAAGGGACCUCAAACUUGUAAGGCAUGUUGGUUAUGAGCAGUAGAUAAACCUUAUUGAUUUUGAGGUAUGUGGGUCAAAGGUGAAGGUCGUGGUGACCUUUAGCUGAAAAUCUGUUACCGCCCAAUAAUUGUUUUUUUGGGGGACCCAAUGACCUUAAAUUUGGUAGGGCGGUUGGCCAUGACCAGCAGAUGUACCCUUUUGAUUUUGAGGUCAGUUGGUCAACAUUCAAGGUUGUGGUUACAUCGAGAUGAAAAUCCGUAUUUGAUCAAAAUGAAGAAUGCUAAGGACCUCAUACUUAUUAUGAAGGUUGGUCAUGACCAGUAGAUGAACCCUAUUAAUUUUGAGGUCAUGGUGGCCUUGAAAUGAAAUUAUGUCUCAGAUCAAUAACUGAAGAAUCCUGAGGCUCAGGGUCUUUAUACUAGUAGGAAGGUUGGUCAUGGCCAGUAGAUGCACCCUAUUGAUUUUGAGCUCUGUGGAUCAAAGUUCUAGGUCGUUGUAUUCAACUCCGAUUAAUCACUGGCCCAGGGACAUCAAACUUUGUAGACAGGUUGGUUAUGGCCAUUAGGUGAACCCUACUAGUUUUGAGGUAAAUGAGUCAAAACUGAAGGUCGUGUUGACCUUGAGCUGAAAAUCUGUCUCGGAUCACUAACUGAUUAAUAACUGAAGAAAGCUCAGUCCAAGGGACCUCAAACUUGAUAGGCAUGUGGCUCUUUAGCAAACUUGGUCGUUCGGGCACAUUGUCACUCCUCUGUGACAGCUCUUCUUUGUGUUUCUUUUUUUAUUUCUACUUUUUACUGUUUGCUUUUGUCAUAUAACAGUUUGUAUAUUAAAAGUGCUUUUACUCUCAA